AUGAUAGCAGAACUGGAAAAAGAGUUAAGAGAUAAGAGCGGAGUUGGGGAUGGAUGUAGUUCAUGGGUGAGGUCAGGAGGCAAGGCAAGGAAUCUGUAUACCUUUGGACAGGACAAAGACGGCAAGGUCGCUGGCGCCGACAGCCUCUUCUGGCUCCACGAGCCCCGCAGCCCUAGCCACCCAGCUCCCCUCAUCCCCUGUGCAGCUGCCGGCGCAUCACGGCGCGCAUCCGCACACCGUGUGGUGCAAGGCACCCAUCCCAGCACCCACCCCCCCCCCCCCCCCCGCCUCCGCACCAUCCCUACCGCUGGCUGCGCCGUCGCGAGCCUCCCACACCCGCCCCCAUCACUCCCUGCUGUCUGGCACUACUCCGGCGAGAUCUGGGGGGCAGCGCUCUCGCGGACGCGCGCGCAGUCUGGGCGGCGGCAUCCACCGCGCGGCGCCCCUGCCCGGCGUCCCCCACCCCGCGCCGCUCCGCUGCGACGGUGCCACCGGUCGGAAUCUUCUGGUGGCAACGCCCGGCGACAGGCGCACGACGUGCAGCACGAGGAGACCCUGCAGCAAGCCAUGCUCGCCCAGAUGGGCAGAGAUCGAGCAGGAGUGGAUUCCGUGGUGCACGACGACGCCGACGGCUUCUCUUCGCCACCGAGCUCUGCUCCCCUCCCUCUGCGUCAGAAUCAAGCUUAAACAGGUGCAUCUUCGAGCAAGUAUAGUACGGGCAGAUGUCGCUAAAGGAUUAAUCAUGGUUUCUGAAAACUGACUAUGCUCCCUUGAGUACUACGCAGUAACAAACUCAGGUUAGUGUGCAUUAAGAUCUAAUAUAGUUAUGUGGUUAUAAUGCAUAAUUGAACAUACUAUACCUUGAGUUGCUAUAAUUUGAUCCAGCAAAUUCAUGUGCUAAGGACUUCCUUGUAGACUAUGUUCUUCAUGGUCAUUAAAAAGGGCACAGAUCCUUUUUGCUUAUUUGAAUUCUUGAUUUGUUCCUUGCCCUUGCCCUUGCCCUUACCCUUACCCUUGCCAUUGUCCUUGAUGGCGAGAAUCUUAAUAUUCCUCUUUGCGGUGGCUCUAGACAAUCCGACGUAGAGCUGACCGUGAGAGAAUAUCGGGUCCGGUAGGUACACCCCAACAAGCGGGAUGGUCUGCCCUUGCGCCUUGUUGAUUGUCAUGGCAAAACUGAGCCUAAUAGGGAAUUGCUUCCUCUUGAACUUG
Triticum aestivum (bread wheat) is the source of this 1209-nucleotide messenger RNA. RefSeq lists its product as uncharacterized. The coding region runs from base 1 to 687 and encodes 228 amino acids. The record is from RefSeq and is a predicted model, not a curated record. Lineage: Eukaryota; Viridiplantae; Streptophyta; Magnoliopsida; Poales; Poaceae. The transcript is spliced from 3 exons.